UACAUAUGAUCGCAUACGAUGUUUUCUUUUUUUAUGUCCGAGCCGCCAUUUUAAUAGUUUCCGUGGAAACCAUGAAAACAAACGUACAUACAAAAACAAUGUCAAUAAUACCUUGAAAUUGAACUGAAAGAUUGUUUCUUUAUUGAAAUAUAAACAAUGAAGACUGUGCCAGCAUGGGUUGACAAGGUUCAAGACAAAUCGGAAUGGUGUAUAUACGACUUAUGUUUUAAUCCAGAUGGUACUCAGUUAGUUAUUGCUGCUGGUCAGCAAGUUUUGGUUUACGAGACCACUGAAGGAGCUUUGAUUCAGCCAUUAAAAGGGCAUAAGGACAUAGUUUAUUGUGUAUGUUAUGCAAAAGAUGGUAAAAAAUUUGCAUCUGGAGGUGCAGAUAAAAGUGUCAUUAUUUGGACAUCAAGACUGGAAGGUAUCCUCAAAUAUUCUCACAAUGAAGCUGUUCAAGCUAUGCAGUUCAAUCCUGUAUCGCAUCAACUUUUGAGUUGUUCUCUAUCAGACAUAGCAUUCUGGUCUCCUGAACAAAAAGCAGUUGUGAGACAUAAAUCCAAAGGAAGAGUGAACUGUUGUGCUUGGACAAGCGAUGGUCAAUAUUUAGCCAUUGGAUUGGCAACUGGCUAUGUCUCCAUUAGAAAUAAGAAUGGAGAAGAACAGAUACGUAUAGAUAGACAUAGCGAAGUACCAAUAUGGAGUUUACUUUGGAAUCAUCAAUGGGAAAAUUCUACAGACGUCCUCUGUAUCGCGGAAUGGAAUGGAACUAUAUCUUUCUAUUCGAUCGCGGGGAAACCAAUUGGAAAAGACAGAUUAUUAAAUUUCAUUCCUCUUAGGAUGUGUAAUUUUGCAGGUGGUCAAUACAUUUUGAUUUCAGGAAGUAAUAAACAAUGUAUAUUAAUGACGUAUGACGGAAUACAAUUAAUGAAUGUUGGUGGUACAUUUUCCUCUUGGGUUUGGAGUUGUGCUGUACAUCCAACUUCUACGCAUAUUGCCUUAGGUUGUCAGGAUGGUACUAUAACAUAUUUACAAUUAUCAUGGAACGUUAUACAUGGACUGUAUGGAGAUAGAUACGCGUAUAGGGAAAAUAUGACCGAUGUAAUAAUACAAAAUUUGAUUACCGGUGAAAAAGUUCGAAUCAAAUGUAAAGAUUUGAUUUCCCGCAUUGCUGUAUAUAAGUCUAGAUUAGCCGUUCAAUUAUCAGAACGCGUGAUAAUUUAUGAACCAACAAAUUCCAAUGAUGGAAUGCAUUAUCGUAUAUGUGAAAAAUUGAAUCAAGCUCUGAAUUGUAAUUUAUUAGUUGUCACGGCAAACAACUUAAUAUUAUGUACAGAAAGAAGAUUACAAAGUUUAUCUUUAAAUGGAAUCGUAGAGAGAGAAUGGAUACUCGAUGGAUUUAUAAGUUAUAUCAAAGUUGUUGGUGGACCAGUUGGUCAAGAAUGUUUAAUUGCAGGUUUGAACACAGGGUAUAUAGUAAAAAUAUAUUUAGAUAAUCCCUUCCCAGCACACUUGACAAAAAUCGAAGGUUCUGUAAGAUGUCUCGAUGUUAGUUCGUUAAAAGAAAAGCUGGCAGUUGUCAGCGACCAAGGAGUCCUUUAUAUAUUCGAUUUGUAUGCAGAGGAAAAACUUCAAGAAUUCCAAGAUGUAAACAGUGUAGCAUUUAACAGCAGCUUCGAGGAUAUAAUGUGCUUUUCAAGUGGAGAGUAUUUGGUAAUUAAAGUAGGAAACUUCACGGAAUAUAGACAAAAAUUUACUGGGUUCGUCGUGGGUCACAAUGGAUCGAAGGUUUACUGUUUAAAUGGAUCUAGUAUUAUUACAGUGGAGGUUCCAUUAUCUCUAUUCAUGUACCAAUACCUAGACAUUGGUCUUUUUUCUCAUGCUUAUCAUAUAGCAUGUCUUGGGGUAGCAGAUUCAGAUUGGUUUGCUCUAGGCACUAAUGCUUUGGAACAUCUAGAACUGAAUAUAGCAUAUUCUGCCUUUGCUAGAGUUAAAAAUCUAAGGUACAUAGAAAUUGUAUCCGAAGUAGAAGAAAAAUUAAAAUCUGGCGAAUGGGGAAGAGAAGCAUGCAUGGCUACCGCUGCUGCUGCUAUGGGAAAAUUGAAAGAAGCUGCAAAACUUUAUCAAAAAGCUGGUUUACAGCAACACGCGUUGACCAUGUAUUCCGAUUUGCGUAUGUUUGACAUUGCACAAGAAUUUAUUGUUAGCGGAAACAGCCAGGACCGCACAAUAUUACUUCGCAAAAGAGCAGAGUGGGCCAAAAGUCUCGGCGAACCUCGUGCUGCUGCGGAAACGUUUCUCUCAGCGGGCGAUGUAGAUCGUGCCAUUAACAUAAUUGCAGAGUAUGGUUGGAUCGAUAUGUUAAUAAAAGUGGGCAGACAACUCGAUAAAUCAGACAGAGACAAUCUAACUGUAAUCGCUAAGAAGUUAAAGAAAUUAGGUGCAACCCAUGGGGCAGCUGAAAUUUUUGGUCGUUUGGGAGAUGAUCCUGAUGUAGCAGAUGUUUUAGUGGAUGCUCAAGCUUGGCCUGAGGCUUUUGAAUUAGCUGAAAGAAAUCCCAAACUGAAAGCAAGGAUAUAUGGACCGUAUGCUAGAUGGUUAGCAGAGACUGGCCAUUUUUCCGAAGCGCAAGAAGCGUUUCAGAUAGCUGGACAAUCAGAAGAAUCUAUAAUGGUACUGACAAUGUUGGCAAAAAAUGCUGUUACCGAGAAAAGAUUUCGCGAUGCCUCCUAUUUUUAUUGGCUACUUUCUCAAAUUAGUUUAAACCUUAACAGAAGCACCGACGAAUUACAAAUAAUGUUUUCUCAGUAUUACGAGAAGGCUGAUAUAUAUUAUGCUUAUCACGAAGUCCACAAAUACGUUGAAGAGCCGUUCACGUCGCUAAUGCCAGAGGCGCUCUUCAACAUUUCGCGAUUUCUUUUAACGAAAACUCAUAAUAUGCAAAUAGAAGGAGUCUCGAGGUUUAUUAUAAUGUAUACUUUGUUAAAACAAGCUUCCCUUCUUGGUGCUAAUAAAUUGACGAUGCAAUUACUCGAGAAAUUACGUAAAACAAGAAUUCCAGCAAGUCAACUUGGUCAAUUGGAAACUUCAAACUUGAUAGCUCGAGCUUCCCCUUACAGAGAUCCCGAGGAACUUAUGCCACUUUGUUAUAAGUGUUCAACUUUUAAUCCUCUCUUGUCGCUAGAUAAUCAACAAGGGCAUUGCGUGCAAUGUCGAUUAAAAUUUCAAUAUUCCUUUAUAAUGUUUGAAAUCCUGCCAUUAGUCGAAUUUGAUUUGGAGGAAGAUAUUUCGGAUGAAGAAGCAGAAAAGUUAAUAAAUGAAUCGUUAUCAUUAACUGACAGUAUGACGGAUAAUGAUCAGCUUACCAUUACUUCCGAAGUAGAUAUGUUUACUGCACGUUUAAUGAAAUACGAGGAAAAAUCGAGUACUUCUACUAUAAUUGUGGGAAGAAGUGUUUUGAAGAGCAUGGAUCCGUGUACUGUAUUAAUCGUAAAGUGGCCAAAACCAUUUAAAACGAGAUAUUUUAAAAAUCUUUUACCUGAUCUACAAAUUACUUUCUGUAAAUCUUGUCUAAAGCUAUUUCAUUUGGAUGACUAUGAACUGGCUUUAUUGCGAUACGGGCACUGUCCAUUUUGUAGAACGUUAAAUAAAUCUUCCGAUUAAAAUUAUUCUUUUAAUUAGA
Molecule: messenger RNA, 3682 nt
Organism: Hylaeus volcanicus
Lineage: Eukaryota; Metazoa; Arthropoda; Insecta; Hymenoptera; Colletidae
Gene: Oseg1
Product: intraflagellar transport protein 122 homolog
Exons: 16
Coding region: 157-3663 (1168 amino acids)
Biological process (GO): protein localization to cilium; intraciliary retrograde transport; non-motile cilium assembly
Cellular component (GO): non-motile cilium; intraciliary transport particle A
Molecular function (GO): protein binding
Source: RefSeq, a predicted model, not a curated record